This is a messenger RNA of Phymastichus coffea, 8348 nucleotides long. It is a transcript of the gene siz, whose product is annotated as IQ motif and SEC7 domain-containing protein 1. Lineage: Eukaryota; Metazoa; Arthropoda; Insecta; Hymenoptera; Eulophidae. Bases 2516 to 5749 code for a protein of 1077 amino acids. Gene Ontology annotation, molecular function: guanyl-nucleotide exchange factor activity. Gene Ontology annotation, biological process: regulation of ARF protein signal transduction; actin cytoskeleton organization. The record is from RefSeq and is a predicted model, not a curated record. The transcript is spliced from 9 exons.
GGCGCCAAGUCAUUCUCCGUGAUUGACGACGCGCCUGAUACACUUGUCAAGCGUCUUUCCGUCUAUUGCCGCCUCCAAAUUAAACAUCGGGAACGAGGUCGCCUGCUCCGGCGAAAUAACGCACCCGUGACGCGGCGAGAAAUACCAGAACAGAGAAGCUCGCUGGAGCGCGAAAAGAGAAAAAAUAUAUACCCGUACGUGUGCGCGCGUGUGGGUCGUCGCGCGGCGCGCUCAGCCUAGUUUUCUUUCUUUCCUUGCAUUGGGGAGGACGGCUGAUUCUGACAGUUCCAUUACCGUAUCAAAGCUUGACCGGGGGCCGAUACACUCGACCACAGCGUUGCGAAGAAUUUUUCUCCUUUAAUGGAUUUUUUCCGAGGGAGCGAGCUGCUCGCCGUCUACAAUGCAACGUGCCAAGGCCAAGCGUUUUUCCGUUUUUCGCCGCCGUUCCGCCGGUUAAUUAGGCGGAAUGGCCUUAGCGCCGAUCGACCAGAGAAAGUCACUUUGACGUCAGCCCGAGCGUCGAUGGGUUUGUUUCGAGGGCUAUUGUACGCUCGCGCGCGAGCUACUUUCUUCUGCGUGCAGGCAAUUUUUCGAGCCGCGUGCGCGCGCGCGCGCAGCGUCUAAAUAUGCAAUUGGGCGAGAAAGCGAGCGCAGCGCACGCGAGACGUCGUGCGCAUUUCAUAUUCGCGGACAAUGAGGGAAACGAUGGAAAAACCAAUCGGACUGGUCGGCUUUGUUAAAUCGAUUUUCUAAUGAUACGUAGAAGAGCGGCGCAAGGUCUAGCGCGGGUAAGAGCCACUUUUGCGACGAGACGAAGACAGUUCGAUAAGAUUCGUCACAGCUGGGUCUAUUACUCUCGUUGACUCGCGGCUCCCUCCUGCAUUUCGCUCCAAUUGUCGGCUGGGCUCGUGCGAGGGAUUGCGCACGAGCUGGAAAAUGUGCGCCGAGCGAGCGAGUUGUCGCAACGUUAUCCGCGCACGCGACUCACGCGCGACGCGCAGCUCGCAACGACGUCGCCACCAAUUAAAAGAGAGCGGACACUAUUGCGAUUGCGAGCGCGCGUCCCCUUUUCGCGCCUGCGACGCUUACGGUGUUGUACACCGGCCGGCCCGGUAGACAUUGCCGCCAUGUCGAGGCCGCGGUUCGCGACCCGCCGUCAUUCGUCGAGCGAUUUUCCAAAGCUCGAUCGCGUCGAGUGACAGCCAAUCGUUCGUCGUCCAUUUGGUCAAGGUGCAACUGAUAAAUAAUGCAGAGCGCGAGCGGCGGGAUAUCCAUUGCGCCCGUGGAAAGAGCAGAAAGCGAUCUCGCGACGGAUUUUUGAGCGCGGUGACGACGCGCCUCUUUCCCAUGCCCGGCGCAACGAACGCGCUUUCUUCUUCGUUUCCACUAUGAAAACUUGGAAGCUCGCGCUCGAUCGGCGACCGCUCGCCGCCUCGAUCUCUCACGCCCGUUUCUGCGCGGCAACUUUCUCCUCUCGCGACGCACCAAAAAGAAAAGAAAGAGAUGGAAAAAGCAGCGGCGGUUUUGCGCGGAAAGUGACCGGCGCGCCGCCGGUCCAUUAUCACGUGGGCGGAAAAGUUUUUUUCUUUUCGCUCGGGACCGAUCGACGACGCGCGCCUCGUAUCUCUCAAACGUUAUCGCCUCCGCCCCGCACACACGCGUAACUGGGACAUUAGCGUUGCGCCAGCCGCGGCCGUACUAUGCGCGCGCUCCGCUCCGAUCAUUGUACGCUCAGCGAGCAUUUUACGCGCGAGAGGCGGGCGUUCGUUUCAAGGCCUCGAACCGCAUAGCUUGUCCGAACUUGCGCAAAUUCGUGUCUCGUUAAGAACCGAUAUCUCGAGGCGAACGCUGCGAUAUCGGAAAUAAACAAAACGAAAAAGACAAGAAACAAACGACAAUAAAAGGUGGGACUCCAUUUGGCUCUCGAACGGAUCGUUGCGUGCGAUUACAAGGCUCUUAGCGCCGUGUAAUCGCGCGGACGAAGAGCGAGAGCGGGUUCUCGUCCGCGUCACAGUUCGUGGUCGAUCGAAUUUUACGUAUUUAGCGAUUAGGAGUCACAGUACAAGCGACUAUUUGAAAGAAAAAGUGACUUCAUUACCUCUCGCAUAAGAGCGUUUACAAAGUCGAAGGACACUCGCUCGCAAGACUCUUCUCAGAAGCAUUUUCUCUCUUUCUCUCUCUCUCUCUCUCUCUCUCUCUCUCUCUCUCUCUCUCUCUCGGAAAUGACGCUGCGUUAUUUCUGCUGGAAGAGGAAAGAAAGUCGUCUCUAACGAAUAGAAUGCCCAAGUAGGUCCUCCAGAGUAACGAACGAACGGUCAGCCGUGAACAGGAGGGAAAUUAAGGCAUCGAGGCGGCUGGUUCGCCGCAAUAAUGUGACACUCGCUUCGCGAUUGGGAUUCGUCGAGUGCCUCCCCGAGAGAAAUGGAUAGUGGGCGUGUGCGUGUCAGUCAGUGACGAGCAGCGUGCGUGCGUGCGCGCACGCGCGCGAUAACAGUGCGACCCAGCGAAAGACGCGAUGUUCGGCGCUACAAUGGUGGAGCCGCAGCACUGCAGCUCGGCCAGCUCAUCCUCGUCCUCGCAGUCGUCCCAGCUGCACAACGGCAGCCGUCACCACCAUCACCACCAUCACCAGCACUACAGGCACCAGGUGAUCAAGACCACGCGAGUGCAUCAGAGCACUCGCACUACCAGGCACGUGGUCACCGUGCAAGAAAAGGUGGUCAGGUCGAGAUUGCAGCUCGGAUACUCAACGCCGACCAACUUCAUCAAUCGCUUCCCGCAGAAAAUGGACAGGCUGGGUGCGCCGUCGAAGAGCAGCGUGGGCAACGGUAGCAUCUACAGCAGCGGCGGCGGCGGCGGUCAGCCGGCGCUUUCGUCCUCUUACAUGACCGGCCAGUACAUGUACAGCCAGAAUUACGCGCAGUAUCCGGGGCCGGGCGCCCAGUACCUGCACCAGCCGAGCUACGCCCAGCCGCAGAGCUACGGCGCCGUGGUCCAGGGCUACGGCGGCCAGACCAUGGCCUCGUCGGCCCAUGCCUAUCCGCACAAGAAAGCCUCGGUGCGCAACGGCGACGUGAUGAAGAGGUGCCGGCUGCAGGCCGCGUACGAGUUGUCGCAGGAUCUGCUAGACAAGCAGAUCGAGAUGCUGGAGCGCAAGUACGGCGGCGUGAAGGCGCGCAACGCGGCGCUGACGAUACAGAGAGCCUUCCGACGCUACACUCUGCUGAAAAAGUUCGCCGCGAUCACGGCCAUGGCCAAAGCGGAAAAGCGACUGGGUCGCAAGCCACCGGAGGAAACCGAACGUCAGCAACAUCAUCAGCAGCAGCAGCAUCAGCACCAUCACCAUCAGCAGCAGCACCAGCACCAGCACCAGCAGCAACAGCAACACCACCACCACCACCAUCACCAUCAAGAUCAACGACUGGCGUACCAUCAGAAUCAGGUGUACGUGCAUCAUCAGCAGUCGUCGCCGGUCAAUCGGCCGACGCCGAUUCGCAGCAUGUCGCUGCGCGAGAGGCGUCACGGCGCGACGGUCGUCGUGGACGGCGGUGCCCACGGAUGCGCGUCGCCGAUGCCUCGCAGUCAGAGCUCGAGAUGCGAGAUUCAGAUCAACGCCCAACACCCGAAUCAGAUCACGAACCACGCGCUGGCGGCUCACCAGCUGGUGAAUCAUUCCGGCGCGGGCAGACACACUCCGACCCUGACGCCGAGUCCUUGCGGUAGGCAACAGCAACAACAGCAGCAGCAACCGCCGUCCAGUCCCUGUUGGGAAUCCAGUUCUCAGGAAAGCGGCGGUUCUAGUAUUCAUUAUUACAAUCCUCAGGAAGCGCUGUGCGGCCUUCGCCAAGACACACCACCGCGCGACACGCACCGCGUAACGCCGUGCACAUCGCCAUGCACACCAUUGAAUCUGCAGUCGCAGAUGCAGCAGCAGCAGAACUGGUCGAGCAGCGCGUCACAGCUGAGUACGUCGAGCGGCAGAUCAAUCGGCCGAGCGUCCACGGGUUCUUGCAGCAAGAAAGUGCCGCCGGAGGUACCGAAGCGCACCUCCUCCAUCAAUUCGCGUUCCGGAGAGCCGAGGCACAACGGCCUCAGCAAAAGCGUCGAGAACGGAAGUCUCAGCUCGGUGCAGAGCUCCGGCAGUGACUCCACCAAUUGCGAGAGCUCAGAAGGUGAUGCGCAGCGAGGCUCGCCGGUCUGGAAACACAAGGGAAUGUCGAGUUCGCCGGAACACCCGGAGAUGGUGCACGCAAAUGACAGCGGCUCUAUCUUGAACAGCGUGAAAGACAUGAACCACUCGCACGCAGCCUCGACUUAUCAACUGCCCAUGAUGGAUCACGCCGAAAGCAUAUCGCAGACGAGCUACAAGGUUUCAGAGACGGUGCGCAAGCGCCAAUAUCGCGUCGGUCUGAACUUGUUCAACAAGAAGCCCGAACGAGGCAUCAACUACCUCAUUCGCCGAGGCUUUCUCGAGAAUUCGCCCCAAGGCGUGGCGCGUUUCCUCAUCAGUCGCAAGGGCUUAUCCAAGCAAAUGAUUGGCGAGUACCUUGGCAAUCUGCAGAACCCUUUCAAUAUGGCUGUACUCGAGUGCUUCUCCCACGAGCUCGACUUGGCUGGUAUGCAGGUGGACGUGGCACUGAGAAAGUUCCAAGCCUACUUCCGUAUGCCAGGCGAGGCACAAAAAAUCGAGCGACUGAUGGAGGUGUUCAGUCAGCGAUACUGCCAGUGCAACCCUGAUGUGAUCGCGAGACUACGCUCGCCCGAUACCGUCUUCGUACUCGCGUUCGCCAUCAUCAUGCUCAAUACUGAUCUACACACACCGAAUCUCAAACCUGAGCGUCGAAUGAGGAUCGAAGAUUUUAUCAAGAACUUGCGAGGAAUCGAUGACUGCGGCGACAUCGACAAAGACAUGCUUGUCGGCAUUUACGAGAGAGUUAAGGCGAAUGAAUUCAAACCCGGUUCCGAUCACGUGACGCAGGUGAUGAAAGUGCAAGCCACGAUAGUUGGGAAAAAGCCCAACAUGGCUCUACCGCAUCGUCGAUUAGUUUGCUACUGUCGACUCUACGAGAUACCCGACAUUACUAAAAAGGAGAGACCCGGAGUCCAUCAGAGAGAAGUUUUUCUGUUUAACGACCUACUCGUCGUCACGAAAAUACUGAGCAAGAAGAAAAGCAGCGUUACAUAUACCUUCAGGCAAAGUUUUCCACUGUGUGGAAUGGUUGUCACGCUCUUUGAAGUUUCCCAUUAUCCAUACGGUAUACGACUCUCGCAGCGUGUCGACAAUAAAAUACUAGUCACAUUCAACGCGCGCAACGAGCACGAUCGCUGCAAAUUCGUGGAGGACUUGAGGGAGUCGAUUAGCGAGAUGGAUGAGAUGGAGACGCUCAGAAUAGAGACCGAACUGGAAAGACAAAAGAGUAGCCGUGGAGCGCGCAGCAGUGCCGAGAAUCGUGAUUCCGGUGUAGCGGACGUCGAAGUCUGCCCUUGUCCCGGUCCCUGCUCCGAAAGAUCCGAAGCGGUAGACAUAGACUCGCAGCUCAAGCGAUCAGCCUUGAGCAACUCUCUACUCGACAUACAUGAACAAUUUGCUGGCGAGAAACCACAACGGCGUGGCAGUGUCGGCUCUUUAGACAGUGGAAAUCUCUUCAACAAGCGCGAGCGUAAGCUUUCACACUCGGAAGAUUCGGUGACUAUGAACUCGGCCACUGCAGCGGUUCAGGUUCCGUAUGGACGCACUACGGAAGUGUAAAAAAUCUGCUCUGUCCUUUCCUAUCAUCUGCCAACUCUUCUGCGUUUAUCCUACUUCGGGUGUCGCGUUCUGUACAUUUUCUUUUUCAUUUUGCUCGCCAUGGCAGAUUCAGAGUUCUGAAGGAAAUAAUCGCUGUGAAUAUUUAUCAGGCUAUUUCUCGCGCGUGCAAGAUAGAGCAAUCAUUUCUAGUCAUAAUUGUUAUCAGCAUCCUCAUCUUGCGCGACUUGUCUCAUACUUAUUAUUCUAUAAUUUACUUUUUUGGUUUUUUUUUUCAAACACUUUCAUGACCACUCGUCAUUAUUCUCUUACAAUACUUUAAUAUAUUACGUAUGAACUUAAAGUAGUAGGAAAGGUGGAAUAACGAUACGAGAGAUUGUAAUGAUCUGGCGGGAUCCGAUCAUUUUCUUUCUUCGAUUGUACAUUUUGCAUUAAGUUUUGUUCCUUGUGAUGUUUUUUUCUUUUCAGUUUAUGUCCGUUUAUUGUCUUUUGUGAAACUAUGUAAAUUAUUUAUGCAUGUACUGAAAGUUCGAGCAUUUUUGCACGUUAUUUAUAUAUAAAUCUAAAUGAACAUGAGAAUAUAACAUUCGAAGCAAUUUUAAUAAUAAAAGAAUGUGAAACAAUACAUUUAUAAGUAAUAAAUUUGUGAAGGGGAAGCUAACACCCCUUCAAAGAUCACAGCGAAUUGUCACUAGUUAGCUAAAAAUUAGGUUAAGACUAGUUAUUACAAUUGUACAUAAUAAAUUAAACGAAGAAGUGGUAUGGCGCAUGGUUUAUAUUGUGUAUAAUAAAAGUAUGGUAAUCAAAGUGAGAAACAAACUGUAAAGCGAUCGAUAAACAUCACAUUAAUAAUAAUAGACUUCGGAGUUGUCAACUCCGUAACUUUCCGUCUUCAGACGUAAGCUGUUCGAGUCACUGCGUUUAAUACAGUAUUAUGUAUAGGGAACGUCUAAAAUAUCUCGUUAUUUAUGGACCAUUAAUUUUUUUCUUUUUUUUGUAAUUUCGUAGAAUUUGAGAAGGUAAUAGAUUUAGACAUUGUAAGUUGAACCUGCUUUACAGAAUGAGCCUACUUAUUUAUUAAGACUCAACAGCAUGUGUUACAACUGGAAUUGUCUACGAUGCAUAUCUCACAGUGGCAGAAAAGCGCAGGCGCUUUAACAUUAGAUUUGUCAACAGCAAUUGAGUGAAAUUAAAUGCAAAGUUGUCUGCAUGUUAUCUAGAAAGUCUCUGCCGUGAAAUAAGUAUCAUGUAUGACGUAUCUACAGCAUGUAAUUCAAAACCGAUUGUUUUGAAUUGUAACGAGAUUUCAUUGUAUUGUACAUAUAACUCAUUGUAAUACAAAAUAAUUCAAAACAAUAAAACUGAAAUACUUAAGAAACAUGCUUUUUUACUUGAUAACAAAAUCUAAUAAUAGAAAUUAAUACAUUUUCAAGUAUGUUCAACCACCAAACGCUACUUGAGAAAGCGCACUAUUGAAUGACUUGCGUCAAGUUCGCAAUAUCUAGUUUAAUUUCAAUAUUGUCAAUGCCUAAAAAUAUUAAUCAGUAAUUCGGCCACUACAAUAUAAUUGUGAGCGCCCUGUAAAGAAAUCAUGGCAUUGCGAUAUUGAAUCUAUAGUAUAGUGAGAAAUACGCAUAAAUGAUACCUGAAAACAAAAGCAAAAAUCCUAGUUAGUGUGAAAAAUUAAUAUGAAGUUAUCUUUCGAAUUGUUAAUUUGUCAGAUCAUUUAUUGAUUCAAUUAUAUCACGGAAAAUCAGUUAUUCGCUACUUUUGUUAUGCGUUGGAGAUUACUUAACCAUUUGCUAAACGAGAAUAUUGAUGCGAUCUUUACGAUAAUAUUAGUGACUGUUAAGACACUAAUAGAUAUAGCCGACUAUUGAGUCGAGGUUAAAAUAAAUUUGAUUUGAUAUUGGAGAUAAAUCGAUGUCAGCAGGUUCGAAGGAUAUAAGAUAGCACGAGGCCAUCAGAAUUAUUCACAUCAGAUAUGUUAGAACCUCGGUGAUCGUGAUUGAAUAACUAUGAGCAAACGAAGCUAUUUAUUAGCAAUCCAUGCAUUUAUGAUAGUACCCAUUUCAUUUGACGAACUUGAUGCAAAAGUCAAGAGGCCCACUAGGCUUAAUGGUAGCUGCAUCUUCGUAUCUGAAUAUUACCUGGUGAUGUAUCUUCUUACACUCGCCCAGCGCUAACGACCAGCACUGGAUGCUUAACCACUUUUAUUAUAUCAACGAUCACUUUAAACUGUGGCAAAAUCAAUUUCUCGCGUUCUCUGAAAUCAGACGUUAUAUUUUUCAUGAAGAAUGCCAUAGUAGCUAUUUGACGAUAUACUUUUUUCACAUGAGAAACAGUGCAAGAAAUAAUAAUUGAUUGAGUAUUGUUUCUUCAAAAUGCAAGAUCAUCGGUCAUGAUUAGUCCUGGUUGAUUCAUUGGUAACGUUCCUUCAAGUGAUUUUGAUCUUUGUGUAUGAUUGAUAUUUUCUAGCAUCAAAAAUAACCAUAAGUUGGCAUUGAGCAAGUUCCAACAUAAUACUAACGUAAUAAACAUCAUUAUAUGCAAAUAGCAGCGUUAUCAAGAAGCACAAUUACGAAUUAAAUUAGUUUUAGCG